This is a messenger RNA of Melampsora larici-populina 98AG31, 2026 nucleotides long. RefSeq lists its product as uncharacterized. The record is from RefSeq and is a predicted model, not a curated record. The transcript is spliced from 6 exons. Bases 107 to 1024 code for a protein of 305 amino acids. Gene Ontology annotation, molecular function: hydrolase activity, hydrolyzing O-glycosyl compounds. Lineage: Eukaryota; Fungi; Basidiomycota; Pucciniomycetes; Pucciniales; Melampsoraceae.
CAAUCAUCAAUUAUCAUUCGUUCUUUAACCAACACUUGAUUGAUCUUUUAUGCAAUAACCACCAACUCAAUUGAACUCAAGAAAACCCACAAGUCUUUUUGUCCUAAUGUCAAACUCAUCAUGUUCACUCACUCAACCUUCUUCCAUAACACUGAACCAACCCAAUGAAGUUCGAAGAUUUCUUUCCUUACCAGCCUUUGGAUCUGAUCCAGACUCAAAUACAUUUAUCAAAAGAGCCUCUCACAGACUUAUCUUUCCUGAUGGCCGGCCCUUCAAGAUUGUAGGACCCAAUAUCUAUUGGUUAGCUAUUGAUGAGAAUGUUGGAAGUACAGGUAGCUUUCCGAGUUCUCAGAGAAUUCUUGACGCUUUUGCUACUGCUGCAACAAUGGGAGCAACCACCGUUCGAUCAACUACACUUGGGGUCAGUCUUGGAAGUAAAAACGCAAUCGAACCUCACCUUGGGAGUUUCAAUACUCAAGCACUAGAUCAUCUCGGAUUUGUGGUCUAUGUGGCUAGAUUAUAUGCAAUCAAGUUGAUCAUCCCAUUAACAGACCAAUAUGACUAUUAUCAUGGUGGUUAUCGAACCUUUCUUCGUUGGAGAGGAAUUCCAGAUACGAAUUCUAGCGCGUUUUAUGAUACAAGUUCAAUUGUCUAUGAAGAUUUUACAAGUUACAUUACUACGAUCUUGAAUUAUACGAACCCUUAUACCCAAAUGAAAUUAAGUGAAGAUCCAACGAUAUUAGCUUGGGAGACAGGAAACGAAUUAGAUGGACCGGAUCCUAAAUGGACGAAAUCGGUAGCUGAGACAAUCAAGAAUUUGGCUCCUAAUCAACUCGUUGGAUCUGGAAGGUAUGGAGUGAAUAAGGAAGAUCUAACAAUAGAAUCUAUAGACCUUGUGUACGACUUUGUCAUCUUUUUCUUCAUCUUCUUUCAAGAACUAGGUGGUAAAGUUGUGCUAUUUCUGACCUUCAGACUUUUAUCAAUCAUACCUCAGUACAGAUCAUUUCUAUCCUCCUUCCUCUAGCCGUUACACCUCAGCUCUCAACCUAGCAACCGAUCAUUCCAAAGUCUAUUUCGCUGGAGAAUUCGAUUGGACAGGAAAAACCCAUAAUUGGAUCUCACUCUUUUCAAUCAUCAUCCCAGGUUUAAUCUUCAUAGGUUUAGCUCUCAGCCUCGGUUUACUCAAAACCCUUCGUUUCCCCUACAGAAUCUCAUUAAGGUCUAGACGAAAAGAUUUCUUACUUGAGAAAUCGCAUUUGGCUCUUCUUUUGGUUGUGCUGGCUGUCUUUGUUUUGGGUGGGAUUGGAUAUAGUGUUGGAGUGGGUUGGGAUGGCUUAGAGAGUCUUUUGAGUACUAUGGAAAGCUCUGAUGGGAAUGGUGGGUUGUAUUGGAGUUUGUUUGGUAGAGAUGAUGGCUGUUGUGGGUUUGUCAAUCACGUUAGUUCUAAUUCCUUUUCUGUCUUUCUGUUAUUUCAGAUAUCAUCAGCAUUCAGAGACUGACAAUAUGUUUUUUUUUUCAGAACGAUGGAUUCACCUUACAUUAUCCAGGUCAAGGUGAAGAUGAACGUCAAAGGAUCUCUCGUUUAGUCACUCAUGCUGCUCGUAUAGGAGGUAGAAUCAAGUUUCAAGCCACAGAUUCAUUACCUUGGGUGAAUGUGGUUUGUCCUCAAAUCGGAUGGACGAACAGCUCAAUCAAUACAUAAAGUUGGAUGUUCUAAUUGAUCUGGUUUAAUAAGGCUUAACAGUUUUUUUUGAUGGAGAUUUCAGAGCAAAAAUCUUCUUGAUUGUAUUUGGUGAAAUGUGUCUUCAUAAGUUUCUCUUGGACAAUUGUUUUCACUAGGCUUGGUUUUUUGAAAGGGGGGGGUGGUAAUUCAAACAUCGUAGUUGAGCUUGAAAGAAUAAUUUGGGUAUCUUAGUUUGAUAGUCGAUUAAAAAAUAUAAUAAGAAUAAUAAUUUGUAAUAUCAUAUAAUCUUUGAAAUUGUAAUGCAAAAACCAAAGUAUAAUUGACACAGAAUAUGUGACUCAG